AUGGAAGGGCAAAGGAGCGCUGGGCAGCGGAGCGCCGGAAGCUCGUCAAAGAGAAAAAGUGGAGGGCGAGGAAGCUCGACUGAACACGGCUUUCUAGCCGAGAUGGGACUUGGAUGCGGUCCCAACACCUGGAAGACGACGACGGUGUGCGUCUGCUUCUUCAUAGGGAUCACGAUCAUGGUGACCGCCUGGAUGGACACUUGCGUCCCUUUCUGCGGAGCCAAGGAGAAGAAGUCCGGGCUGUGGAAGGAUGCAUGGAAGAACCAGACCAUUCCGAGCGACAUGCAGAGCUCCAUGGACACGUCGGUCGACCCUUGCGACGACUUCUACAAGUUUGCAUGCGGGGGGUUCAUCGACAACACUGGGAUCAAGCCCGAUCAGGCUGGCAACGAUGAUGGAGGGAGGGCUGCUGGUGACGUGGUUGUCCAGGUGGAGUGGGCGAAGGCAUGGGAUGGAGUUGAGAGCAGGAUCAGCAAGGAGCUCAGGUCUGCUGUUGAGAAGGAUACGGGCAAGGCUGGCACGUUUUUCCGCGCCUGCAUGGAUACCAAGACGAUCGAGUCCCUUGGAGCAACUCCUCUCAAGCCAUACCUGGACAUGAUUGACGGCAUCAACACACAUGAUGAUCUUGUUGCCGCCAUUGCAAAGCUCCAGAAAAUCAGUGUGGCUGUGUACUUCGAUUGGCAGGUGAUGGCGGAUCCAACGGAUCCAACGAGAUACGUUUUUGCCAUCCUUGACUCUGGCCUCACUCUCCCCGAUGCAAAGAUGUACACUGAUUCAUCUCCAGAGUUUGAAAAGAUCAGAAGGCAGUACAAGAAAGUUGUAGAGAGAGUUUUGCAGCUUACGGGCUUGAAUCCAGCGAAGGCUGCCGCCGCUGAUGCCUUGUCCGUGGAGACAGCAAUAGCAAAGCACACUCUUCCGGACGAUCUUCUCCGAACGGCUAAAGCUAAACAUUACAACAUGGCCGACCUGAACAAACUCGCUCCCAAGCUUGGCUUUCCUACCAUCAUCAAGUUGAUGGGAGGGCCCCACGUCGGCAAGACAACAGACAACAUACUGUGCAAGGAUUCCCAAUUCCUCGAGGGUCUCUCGUCGAUCAUGUCGAGCCCAACCUUCUGGGCCCACAAGGCGUACCUUCGUUUCAAGGUUGCCUACGGACUCGGUUCCGACCUCUCGUCGGAGUUUCUCAAGCAAGGACUUGAGGUCGGGCACAUUCUGACCGGAGUUAUGCACGAGACGCCAAGGUGGCGCAAGUGCUACGACAGUACAAAGAGCAACCUUCCAGAUGAGGUCGCCAAGAUAUUCGUCAAGAAAUACCUUCCCAAGCAGAACAUCGAUGUGGCGGAGGAGAUGCUGCAGAGCAUUCGAUUGCAAUUCAAGAAGGUCAUGGCAAAUGAAGAUUGGAUGGAGCCUGCGACCAGAAAGCUGGCGAUCCAGAAGCUCGACAACAUGUUCAUCCAGGUGGGGCACGGCAAGUGGCAGGACUAUGACUUCGCCGUCACCGAACAUUCUUUCCUCAACAACACCAACAAUGCGAAGAGAUGGAUUAUUCAAAGAGCCAUCGAGCGUCUCGCCAAGCCUGUAGACCGAGAGCGAUGGGGCAGCAUGGACCCGACGCAGGUCGACGGCUCCUACGCGCGCCAGGUGAACGGCGUGUUUGUUCCCGGAGAUCUGCUGCAGUUGGAUGCACUGCUACGUCAACGAGAGGCUACUCUCCUGUAUAGGUCGAGCGUGGGCUUCAUCAUCGGUCCUCUGCAGGAAGCGAACCUUGUACAAAAGUGCCUUGGCCACUUAUGGAUCUGUUAG
Guillardia theta CCMP2712 is the source of this 1803-nucleotide messenger RNA. RefSeq lists its product as hypothetical. The record is from RefSeq and is a predicted model, not a curated record. The transcript is spliced from 18 exons. Bases 1 to 1803 code for a protein of 600 amino acids. Gene Ontology annotation, biological process: protein processing. Gene Ontology annotation, cellular component: plasma membrane. NCBI's taxonomy places the organism in Eukaryota, Cryptophyceae, Pyrenomonadales, Geminigeraceae. Gene Ontology annotation, molecular function: metalloendopeptidase activity.